Stegostoma tigrinum is the source of this 2266-nucleotide messenger RNA. RefSeq names its product class A basic helix-loop-helix protein 9. The coding region runs from base 49 to 792 and encodes 247 amino acids. The transcript has a single exon. Lineage: Eukaryota; Metazoa; Chordata; Chondrichthyes; Orectolobiformes; Stegostomatidae. Gene Ontology annotation, molecular function: DNA-binding transcription factor activity, RNA polymerase II-specific; RNA polymerase II transcription regulatory region sequence-specific DNA binding; protein dimerization activity. The record is from RefSeq and is a predicted model, not a curated record. Gene Ontology annotation, biological process: regulation of transcription by RNA polymerase II; developmental process.
AAGGGGGAGAGAUGGUGCUGUGGGAGGUGUUGAGCUGGAACUGCCUGGAUGUUGGGAGUCAGUGUCAGUAUGGAUCAGCCCAGCGCCGCGUACAGGAGUAAGGCAGGAGUGGAGCCGCUGCCUUAUUCUGAUGGGAAGGCUCCACCAGCAGCCCAGGGACACAGGGCUGACCCCCCAGUGAAAACUUCCCGGCGCGGGCCAGAGGAGGACAGCAGGGCGAGGAGACGUUCCAGGCCGGUGCGGUCCAAAGCCCGGAGGAUUGCGGCCAAUGUGCGGGAGAGGAAGCGCAUCCUGGACUACAACCAGGCUUUCAACGCUCUGCGCCUGAGCCUGCGUCAUGACCUAAACGGCAAGCGCCUGUCCAAGAUCGCCACCCUCAGGAGAGCCAUCCACAAGAUCUCCAGCCUUUCCCUCUUCCUGCUGUCCUCCCCAGCCCAGCGCUGGCCGUGUGACCACAGCGAGUGCCGGCGGCUGCCCCGCUUCGCCGCAGAGACUCCUCACGCUGGAGGCGAGCCCCGCCAGCUCCACUCCUCGUCUCCGCCUCACUACCCCCCAGGAGCGCCGGCGAGCCCCUUCUACUUCCAGCAGCCUCCGAGUGACGGGCCCAGGGAGCAGGGCACCGUGCCCAGCCCGCAGUGUUACUCAGCUACCGGCAGCUACCAAUUUGGAGUGAAGGCAACUUGCCACCAAAAUCACCUGGAAGCUCUUGUAGACUCCUCUCCGGCCCCACUGACUUGGCAAUUCAAUUAUUUCCCAGGAACAAGUUACCAGCAGACACUCCCAAUGCACUGAGCAGAUGCUGAUGUGGCUGUCUGUGUGCUUUUGAUUUUUUUAAAAAAGGUAUUUUUUUAAUUCGCUUGUAAUCUCGGUGUUGAGAUGUACGCCUAUAUUCAGGGAUUGUUGGCACAGGUUCUCUUUCUCUCAACCCCCACAUUCUCAGGGAAAAUGGUCACAGGUAAUAUCUCCCAGUGGUAAUACUUAAGCAAGUAUUGAACCCUUCUUCCCCAGCGGUUAGUGAAAGUCGUGCAAUCUGAAUUCCUGAUUGGUGGUGUGUCCCAUCUGCAUCGCCAUUGAGCCAGUGCACACCUUGCUCCACAGCCUGACAAAUGCUUCACUUCAUGUCAGCAUCGUCCAGCCAAUCCAGUGAACACCCUACGUGUGUAAUUCCUUACCACUUCAAUCAAUAGAGUGCUGUCAAAAACGCAGCUCUUCUAAUACCAACUUAGUACCAUGAUCUGACAACGUCCAUUUGGCAGUAUAGAAACUGGGGCAGCAGGACCAUUCAGCCCUUCGACCCUGCUGUACCAUUCACCACAAUCAUGGCUGAUCAUCCAACGGAAUUUCCUGUUUCCGUUUUCCCCCACAUCCUUGAUCCCAUCAGUCCCAAGUGCUAUAUCCAAUUCCUUGAAAUCCUCAAAACUGAAAGAACCGUGGAUGCUGUAAAUCAGGAACAAAAACAACAUUGCUGGAAAAGCUCAGCAGCUCUGGCAGCAUCUGUAGAGGAGAAAACAGUUAACGUUUUGGGUCCGGCAAAUCGUCCUCAGAACUGUUCUGAGGAAGGGUCACCGGACCUGAAAUGUUCACUCUGUUUUUUCCUUCACAGAUGCUGCCAGACCUGCUGAGCUUUUCUAGCAACUUUGUUCUUGUUCCUUGAAAUCAUAAAUGUUUUGACCUGCUUUCUGUGGUAGGGAAUUCCAAAGGCUCUUACUCGUGGUCUCAGUCCUAAAUGGUUUUACCCUGUAUCCUUAGACUGUGAUCCCUGGUUCUGGGCUCCACCCCACCCACCCUAUCCUCCUCUGAAACUUCCUAAAGGAUAACCACUUUAACAGGUAAAGGGAUAUUACAAAACAAAUCAAAACUUCACCAAAAACUUUUCAAAGUAAAUUAAAAUGUUGUUGGGGGAGGGUUGGUGGAGGGAGAUGAUAGAUUCCAGUGCCAUGCUGUGCCCACUGGUCACUAUAGAUUAUCAAGAACAUCAGCAGACAGUGCAUAUUUCUGUUCCACUGAAGCAGGUCUCAUAUGUAACCCAGCUCUAUACAAACAACAAUAACCAAUGUUGAUGUAGCCCCUUUUAGGAAGGCAGUUGGUGAGAGUGCAUAUCUCUGAAGUUUACUAUGUGUUAUGAGUGAAAUUGAAAGCAGUUUUCAAAUGGUAGUCUUAUUGCAAGCUGAAAUCUGUAUAAGUACUUUGGAUUUAAAUGAUGUGCCAUAUCAUAGUUACAAUAUUUGAAGUACGUUUACAUAGUAUUUAACAUGUCUAUGUUCUU